Messenger RNA from Bactrocera dorsalis (oriental fruit fly), 3537 nucleotides. RefSeq lists its product as uncharacterized. Lineage: Eukaryota; Metazoa; Arthropoda; Insecta; Diptera; Tephritidae. The coding region runs from base 158 to 3322 and encodes 1054 amino acids. The record is from RefSeq and is a predicted model, not a curated record. The transcript is spliced from 13 exons.
UAUAUUGAGCUAAAUAAUUGAACGCACGAGUCAGACAGUCUGCAGUACAGUUACAGACAAGGCUCGUACCUCAGACAGUUUGUAGUUCAACUUGAAGCGGAAAGCUGAAGAAUUAGUUAGAUAGUAAUUAGUUCACUUAAGCGUUCUUCUAGCAUAAAUGAGAGCUAUGUUUCGUCUGUGCUUCAUUGUCUUGGCAAUAGCUGUGCUUGCUUCAACAACAAAUUUAUUUUGUACACUGAAGUGUCUAAAACUUGGAGCGCAACACGGCGCCUGUGUAAACCCGAAUGGCCGACUAAGCGGCGACUGUCCACCAACGACUAGAAUACUCAACAUGAAUUUGAAUGGCUAUAAGAAAUUCCUACUAGACCAGCAUAAUCAAUUGCGCAAUACAAUUGCUGCUGGACGCAUAACUAAACUGCCGAAAGCGAAUAGAAUGGGUGAGGUCUUUUGGGAUCGUCAAUUGGGCUUUCUCUCUGUCUUUAGCAGCAAACGUUGCAGUCUAAGUGAUCCGUAUUGCUAUCGCACUGGUUUGCUGUCGAAUCCGGGACGUGUUGCCACAAUAUUUCAAUUCCUUAACAAAAGUGAAGUCAAGCCAGCUAAUGUGAAAUUAAAAAUUGCUGAAUGGUUUGAGGAAAUCAAUGAAACGGCCAACGCCUUCAAGGAUAUAUUUCCACCGCAUGCGGACAAAGUUUUGAAUGUCGCACACAUUAUUCAAGAGGAAAAUAAUCGCAUUGGUUGCUCCAUGUCGCAAUGGACGAGUAAAGAUGCCAACGAAACGCUACUUUUGGUUUGUCUCUAUGCAACCGAUUUGAAAAACAAUUCACCACUAUAUGCUGUGGGUCCACCGGCCAGUAGAUGUCUCUCAAAACGAAGUAUUUUAUAUAGCAACCUAUGCAGUAUUAAUGAGGAUUAUGAUUACUCGGAAGGCCUGCCGCAGAGUGUAAAUACACAUGCAACAGUUGUAGACCCUUUCUAUAAAAGAACCAGUUCAACUCAUAAGCAAAAACUAAUCGAGAACUGUCCACCUGAUACUAAGAUCAUGCCAUUAGAUGAUAUACAAGCCAUCAUAUUAAAAUUGCACAAUGAACGACGUGACUUUGUGGCAAGCGGCAAAGACGAACGACUACCGCCCGCUGCACGUAUGGGUGAGCUAUUUUGGGAUGAUGAAUUGGCCGACUUAGCUGAAUUUAGUGUAAGACGUUGUCUUAUCAGUGAUCCACACUGUUAUACCACGCCCACAUUGCCCAAUCCGGGACGUAGUGCAAAUAUUUAUAAGUUUGAGAAAAUACAAGUGCCAUUCGAAGAGUUAGUGCCGUCACGCGUAGUUGAAUGGCUGGAAACAUCGAGAGAGUGUACAGCGGAAAUGGCAGCGGACUUUCCAGAGAAGCCGGAAGGGCAUGUCGACUUCUUCGGUCGCGCCAUAACAGAUAGCAAUAACCAAGUUGGUUGCGCGGCAUCCGAAUGGGUCAAGAAAUCAGAUAAAUACUUUUUACUAGUUUGUCUCUAUACGAAUGAUGUGAAACCCGGUGAACGUUUAUAUAAAUUUGGUCGACCUGGCUCAAGAUGCAUGCAUACUUUAGCAAUUCUAUUGAAGAAUGCACUAAUAAUGACAUUUGCAGCUGCUGCAAAAACUCACGCCGAUUAUUGCAAACUCGGUUGUGCGUUGCCCAACACGGAGCAUGCGGUUUGCGCCAAUAAAGAUAAGCAACUCAUUGAGAAUUGCCCAUCGGAUACCAAGAUCAUCUCAUUAAAUGAUAUGCAGUCCAUCAUAUUAAAAUUGCACAAUGAACGGCGUGAAUUUGUGGCAAGCGGCAAAGAUCUGACGUUACCCCCCGCUGCGCGUAUGGGUGAACUAUUUUGGGAUGAGGAAUUGGCUGACUUAGCUGAGUAUAGUGUAAGACGUUGUCUUAUUAGUGAUCCACACUGUUAUACUACGCCAACUUUACGCAAUCCGGGACGUAGUGCAAAUAUUUACAAGUUCGAGAAAACAGAAGUGCCAUUCGAGGAGUUAGUGCCGUCACGCGUAGUUGAAUGGCUGGACACAGCAAAAGUAUGCACGCCAGAAAUAGCUGCGAAGUUUCCAGAGGACCCACAAGGCCAUGUCGACUUCUUCGCUCGUGCCAUAACUGAUAGCAAUAACCAAGUUGGCUGUGCUGCAUCGGAAUGGGUGAAGGAAUCAAGUAAAUAUUUUCUCUUAGUGUGUCUCUAUACAAAUGACGUGCAGGCGGGUAAAAGUUUAUAUAAAUUUGGACGACCUGCCUCGAGCUGCUUAUCGGGGUCGAGUAGCCAGUAUAAAAAUUUAUGCAGCAGCAAAGAAAUCUACAAAACUGAUAAUUCAAUGCACGAACGUAGAAGGGUUUCGGGUUCUAAUUCGCAUCGCAAAUAUGGUACAGAUUACAAGGCACCCGAAGGCAGUCUUUGGCACUGCGGAGAUCAGACUAAAAAUAGCAAAAUGAAUUUGUUAGCGCUUCUCAUUUUAAAUAUGGUCAUGAUGGCAACUGAAGUUGCUUCAAAAACUGAAAUCGAUUAUUGCAAACUGGGUUGUGCGAAACCCAAAAUGCAGCAUGCUGUUUGUGCUAAUCGCGAUAAGGAACUAAUUGAGAAUUGCCCAAAAGACGCUAAGAUUUUAUCAUUAAAUGGAAUGCAGCAUAUCAUAUUACAGUUGCACAAUGAACGGCGUGAAUUUGUGGCAAGUGGUAAGAAAGAAUUGCUACCGCCCGCUGCACGUAUGGGUGAACUAUACUGGGAUAAGGAAUUGGCCAACUUAGCUGAGUAUAGUGUAAGACGUUGUCUUAUUAGUGAUCCACACUGUUAUACUACGCCAACAUUACGCAAUCCGGGACGUAGUGCAAAUAUUUAUAAGUUCGAGAAGACAGAAGUCAAAUUCGAGGAUUUGGUGUCGUCACGCGUAGUUAAUUGGCUGGAUACAGCGACAGAGUGUACAGCGGAAAUAGCAGCUAACUUUCCAGAAGAUAUACCCGGACAUGUUGACUUCUUCGGUCGUGCCAUAACUGAUAGCAAUAACCAAGUUGGCUGUGCCGCAUCGGAAUGGGUGAAGGAAUCAAAUAAAUAUUUUCUCUUAGUGUGUCUCUAUACAAAUGACGUGCAGGCGGGUAAGCGGUUAUACAAGUUUGGACGCCCUGCCUCUAGAUGCCUGUCAGGAUCCAGUAAUCUGUACAAAAAUCUAUGCAGCACCGAGGAAAACUACAAAAUCGCUGAUGCAGUGCAAGCGCAUAGAAGGCUUUCGGAUUUUAGCUUCUUUUACAAAAAUGGCACAGGCUACAAUGCACCCGAAGGCAGUCUUUGGCAGCUAGUGAUGUGAAUUUAAAAUGUCUAUGUUCUAGCAUAUAAACAUAUAGCUAAACUACCUGAAGAAUUAGUAAUCGUUGUAGAAUAUUGAACUUAAAAUUUGUAUUUGUAUUGGAAUAUUGUAUAAGAUUCGAGAUAUGGAAAUGUAUUGCACAUCAAAUAAAGAAAUAAUAAGGUUUAGUCUUCUUCUUUUUAUUGUUUAUAGUUUAGUCUUUUCUAGAUAGAGGU